This is a messenger RNA of Orycteropus afer afer, 1589 nucleotides long. It is a transcript of the gene ARMCX3, whose product is annotated as armadillo repeat containing X-linked 3. Gene Ontology annotation, cellular component: mitochondrion. The record is from RefSeq and is a predicted model, not a curated record. Gene Ontology annotation, molecular function: protein binding. NCBI's taxonomy places the organism in Eukaryota, Metazoa, Chordata, Mammalia, Tubulidentata, Orycteropodidae.
CUCCACAGGCCUGAAUCCAGGCCAGCAGCCAUCCUCCCCCAGCCUGAGUGACUCGGUUCCUUGGUCCCUGCUAUUGUCAGGGACGAUUGCAUGGGCUACGCUAGGAAAGUAGGCUGGGUGACUGCGGGACUGGUGAUUGGGGCUGGCGCCUGCUACUGCAUUUAUAGACUGACAAGGGGAAGAAAACAGAACAAGGAGAAAAUGGCUGAGGGUGGGCCUGGGGAUAUGGAUGAUACUGGUGACUGUUCUGGGGGCAGGUACAAUGACUGGUCAGAUGAUGAUGAUGACAACAAUGAGAACAAGGGUAUUGUAUGGUACCCACCUUGGGCUCGAAUUGGGACUGAGGCUGGGACCAGAGCUAGGGCCAGGGCCAGGGCCAGGGCCACCCGGGCACGUCGAGCUGUUCAGAAACGGGCUUCCCCCAAUUCAGAUGAUACUAUUUUGUCACCUCUAGAGCUGCAGAAAGUUCUUUGCUUGGUUGAGAUGUCUGAAAAGCCUUAUAUUCUUGAAGCAGCUUUAAUUGCUCUGGGUAACAAUGCUGCUUAUGCAUUCAACAGAGAUAUUAUUCGGGAUCUGGGUGGCCUCCCAAUUGUUGCAAAGAUUCUCAAUACUCGAGAUCCCAUAGUUAAGGAAAAAGCUUUAAUUGUUCUGAAUAACUUGAGUGUGAAUGCUGAAAAUCAACGCAGGCUUAAGAUAUACAUGAAUCAAGUAUGUGAUGACACAGUCACGUCUCGCUUGAACUCGUCUGUGCAGCUGGCUGGACUAAGACUGCUUACAAAUAUGACUGUUACUAAUGAGCAUCAGCACAUGCUUGCUAAUUCCAUUUCAGACUUUUUUCGUUUAUUUUCAGCAGGAAAUGAAGAAACCAAGCUUCAGGUUUUGAAACUCCUUUUGAAUUUGGCUGAAAAUCCAGCCAUGACUAGAGAACUGCUCAGGGCCCAAGUACCAACUUCACUGGGUUCUCUCUUUAAUAAGAAGGAGAACAAAGAGAUUAUUCUUAAACUUUUGAUCAUAUUUGAGAAUAUAAGUGACAAUUUUAAAUGGGAAGAAAAUGAGCCUACUCCGAAUCACUUUAGCGAAGGUUCACUUUUUUUCUUUUUUAAAGAAUUUCAAGUAUGUGCUGAUAAGGUUCUGGGAAUAGAAAGCCACCAUGAUUUUUUGGUGAAAGUAAAAGUUGGAAAAUUUGUGGCCAAACUGGCUGAGCAUAUGUUCCCAAAGAGCCAGGAAUAACUUCUUGAUUUUGCAGUCUAGAAGCAAUAUAUAUUGUAAACUAUUCCUUUUCUCCACUUGUUUAUAUGGUAAAGGAAUCCUUUCAGCUGCCAGUUUUGAAUAAUGAAUAUCAUAUUGUAUCAUCAAUGCUGAUAUUUUCCAAGUUGGUCUUCAGGUUUAAGCUGGAUGAUGACUAUUAUACUUGUUCUGAAAACAUGUUUGUUGCUUUUUAUCUUGCUGCCUAGAUGGGAAUAUUUUUACUAUUUUCUCUGCAUAAGUGACAGUGAACCAAUUCAUCAUAAGUGAGCUCCUUUCUGUCAUUUGCGUUGACUUCAUUUGUGUCUCAUCAAUAAAAUUGUGUGUUAAUUCUGGAAAGAAAA